AUGCACAGCCCAGACAUCGGCUCUCUUCCGACUCCCGAGCAAGUCUCGCUUCCUCCUUUCCCGACUCCCCUCCCUCCCUCCCUCAACAUGGACUCCCCUCGUCGUCUUUCGACGUCGAGCUCCUCCGGAUCGUCUAACCAAUCCGAAUCGUCUCCAAUCCUUUCGAAUUUCAAUUCCUCUACAUCCCUAAUCUUGGUCCACGACGACGACGACGAGGAACUGUCCUCUCCGUUCCAAUUCCACGAUGAGGACGACGAUGCGCCUGAAAGCCCGGACUUCGAGAUUCGCCGGGCCUACAGCCCGCCGAUGUCCGCCUCUCUCGUCUUCUUGUACCUACUAUCGCCAUAUCUCAAACUGGGGGCCAUAUUCCUGCCGAACACCCUGCUGCCGCUGAAACUAGGGCUGCCUGCGCUCUUCGUCUUUGCCAUUCUUUCAGCUUUUUCACGGCAGAUCUGGUACAUGCUCGCCCGAUACACUCGCAAGGCCGAUCUUGAAGAUGUCAUCUUGAGUGCGUUUGCGAGCGGCCGGGGCAGAGAGAUGCUGCGACGCUGGCUGAGAUCGGUGGUUCGUGGGGGCACGGGACUUUUGAGAGUGCUUCUAGCGGUCAUAUAUCUUCGUGAAUCUGUGCACAUUCUUACACCGUUGAUUCCGGCAGAAAAACUGCCUUUCAUUUCGCCUCCGGUCUUGACUGUAUUGUUCUCUCUGCUGCUCGUGCCCUUCGCUUCCGCUGAGACUUUACUGUCGAAACACGUGAUAUACGCUACCUCGGGCUCACUGGUCACCUAUUUCAUUUGGUUCUGUUGCGUGUCUAUUUCUCAUGCGCAUGGGACUCUCGAAAUGAGUCCGGGCUGGCUGCGGAUGGGAGCAUUGUGGCAGGGCAUCACUCUCACUGCCUUUGUCUUCACCUCAUCUUCCACGCUGCCUCUGUACGCUUCACUGAAAGCUGGUACUCACCACUCUGGACUUUCCAAGAGUCCCGCUCGUUCCUUCCGCACACUCUCCAUCAUCUCUGUAGUUAUAUCUCUAUGCUUUACCACACCGUUGGUGUUCUACACUGCACACUCCAAGACGGUCUUUCUCAAGGAUCCAUCACUCGUCGACUUGCGACCUGCGAUCGCGGUGCUCAACGCUUUAACACUACUAUUGGGUAUUCCUUCGAUACUGGUGACCACUCCUUCCUUGCCAAUUCCAGAAAGGAUCCAUCGGAGUACGAACAUCCCGCUCUCUAAGUAUCUUAUCUUCGCCCUGGUAUUCGCGUUGUCCCUCGUCCCGACACGGAUAGCACGCAUCCUCAGCGAUGUGCUGAUCGCAUGUGCCUGCGCGGGGACAUUCUUCCUCCCAGCCCUCAUCCACAUCACCACACACUUUUUCCAACGGCCGCUGAGCAUUGUCAUGCCGGCGAUGCCCUCCGCGCCGAAUUCACAGCAGCCGUCCCGACCGUCGUCGAUGGACGAGCUUCUGCAACGUAAAGAGCGUGCGCUUCAAAAGCGGCAGUUCCGGAAACGCGUUAUCUGGGAUAUCGGGGUCUGGACUCUGUUGUUGCCUGUGGGCGGCGGUGGAUUCAUGUGGGGUGCUGGUCACCUUUUUGGCAAGUGGUAGAUUGUGGACACGGACUAGCAAUCGUAAUGUAUCUGUUUUUGUAUCCCCCAACGCUCCUUGUCUACGCGGAACACUGCUAUC
Molecule: messenger RNA, 1680 nt
Organism: Mycena citricolor
Lineage: Eukaryota; Fungi; Basidiomycota; Agaricomycetes; Agaricales; Mycenaceae
Source: the annotation of a GenBank genome assembly